Messenger RNA from Penicillium cataractarum, 4455 nucleotides. RefSeq names its product putative cell polarity protein (Tea1). Gene Ontology annotation, molecular function: protein binding. Gene Ontology annotation, biological process: regulation of cell shape. The transcript is spliced from 4 exons. The coding region runs from base 1 to 4455 and encodes 1484 amino acids. The record is from RefSeq and is a predicted model, not a curated record. Lineage: Eukaryota; Fungi; Ascomycota; Eurotiomycetes; Eurotiales; Aspergillaceae.
AUGGCUUUUUUGUUUAAAUCCAAGAAAAAUCAACCAGGGACUACGCUCCCUCCCGCGACAAGGAACCUCCAUACAUCCGAAGGCGCCCCAUCCGCUGGUGGUCCUCCUCCAAUGACCAACGGAAUCAAAGAAGGCAAUGCCUUUGCGCAGCAGACACCUACACCGAGUAGUAGCUACAACAACUCGCUCAAUUCGGCCGCUAGUCCAACUAGUCCGGAUCCCGUCAGAAUGCGACAACGGGCUGAAUCGGAAUCCCAGGUCCAGCGACCCCAGCAGCCUUCUAAUGGCGUAUCUCCGACGAGUCCGAACUCCUCCCUCUACCCAUGGUCGCAACGACGCCUCAACUUUUCCUCUCCGCAAAUGAACCCUUUCCCCCGAUACGGAGCCGCAAUCAAUGCCGUAGCAUCGAAAGAAGGCGACAUCUACAUGAUGGGCGGUCUGAUCGACGGUUCGACGGUCAAGGGUGAUUUGUGGAUGAUUGAAAGCAGCGGUGGCAGUCUAUCCUGUUUCCAAAUUGCGACGGUUUCAGAGGGCCCAGGGCCGCGAGUUGGCCAUGCUAGUUUAUUAGUAGGCAAUGCGUUCAUUGUGUUUGGUGGUGAUACCAAGAUCAACGAGACGGAUGCUUUGGAUGACACACUUUAUCUUUUGAACACUUCUUCUCGACAAUGGUCUCGUGCGAUUCCUCCCGGUCCCCGUCCGUCUGGCCGAUAUGGCCAUACACUCAACAUUCUUGGCUCUAAGCUCUACGUUUUCGGUGGUCAAGUGGAGGGCUUCUUCUUUAAUGACUUGGUGGCAUUCGACCUGAACCAACUGCAGAACCCCACAAACAAGUGGGAGCUGCUUGUUCAGAACAGCCACGAAGGUGGACCCCCAGAGGGUGAAAUUCCCCCCGCUAGAACCAAUCACACCCUUGUCAGCCACAAUGACAAACUAUACUUGUUCGGAGGAACAAAUGGUGUCAAGUGGUUCAACGACGUUUGGACCUUUGACCCUCGUAACAAUUCCUGGACCGAGCUAGACUGCGUUGGUUUCAUUCCGACUCCCAGAGAGGGUCAUGCCGCCGCCCUCGUCAACGAUGUGAUGUAUGUAUUUGGUGGACGUACCGACGAGGGAAUGGAUCUUGGAGAUCUAUCUGCAUUCCGCAUCACCACUCGCCGCUGGUACUCGUUCCAGAACAUGGGACCUGCGCCGUCUCCUCGAUCUGGACACAGUAUGACUGCUUUUGGCAAGCAGAUCAUUGUGAUGGCCGGAGAGCCAAGUUCGGCCCCGAGAGAUCCCGCAGAACUUAGCAUGGCGUAUAUUCUCGACACAGGCAAGAUCCGAUACCCUAAUGAUUCGCAGUCGAGUGACCGCGCCGUAGUCCCGGCCGGCAGAAAGAUAAGCAGCGACAAGCAAGGCCCAUCGUCCGGACGUACAUCCCGCGAGGCUCAAAACGCAACUCCGGACCAACUGCGUCGGGGACCGACACCCUCUCGUGAGAGCAUCAUUCAAGCCGCGGGUGCGAAGCCUGGAGAGCUCGGGUCAAACCCCAACCUCGGCCCCGGAUCCCGACUACCAAGAGCUUCUAUUGCACAGGCGCCCUCUGGGCCACCACCCCCUGGUCAAGCCCCAUCUCCGGGUCCCCGGACUAAUGGACCCCAACAACCCGCAAUCAACCCUCGCAGCAAGACCCCCACCAAGAAUGAUCGUGGGUUUACGCCAACCGUAGAUGUCCGCGCAGCGAAUGCCGAUCGGAAUGUUGAGUCUCCCGUGGCCAAAGAUAUGCACGAGAGCUCGGGCUCUUCCGGUCAACGGACCCCAACCCAGCAGCCACAAAAGAUUACCGCGAAGGCAAUGGAGGCUGGAGAGGCCGCUCCGAUGAUGACACCUGCUCGUCAACGGUCAUUGCGUCAACACCGGCAGCGGGGCUCAAUGGAUAGCGCGGAGGAGUCUGUGCUCGGCCGACAAGCUGCCAGCAUUGAUGGUUCUAUUGAGUCUCGUAGCUUCCGCAACUCUAAGACCCUUGGUGAUGAGCCCCGGUCGCCCAGGCUGACUCCUCACCAGGAGGCUUUGAUCAAGGAGCUGGAGGCAGCCAAGGCUCGCAAUGCGUGGUACGCAUCUGAGCUUUCCUUGGCGAGAAAGGCUGGCUACGUCCCCAAUGCGGCUAGCAGCCCUGCUAUCGACGAUCGCAUUAAUGAGUCCCUCAAUGAUGAGGAUCGUCCUCUCGUGGAAGCAUUCCUUGCCAUGAGGGCCGAACUGGCGAAGAUGCAGGCUACUGUGGACCGCCAAGCUGCCAUCGCCUCCAAGCGGAUCGCGGAAGUCGAACAUCAACGCGACGUCGCGGUCAGUGAGGCGGCCUACUCGAGAACCAGACUUGCUGCCCACGGUGGUAGUCAGCGAGGCACUCCUCAACCCGAAGGUCCACGCGAUGGAGAGGAUGAGCGCCCAACCGACAUGGGUCGCCGACUCGCAUUAGCCUUGGCCUCUCAGUCGGAGCUGAAGGCUAAGCUGGAAGCGAUGACCACCGACCUUCAGCAAGAAAAGCAAGCCAAGGAGCUUGCGGAGGACACCAUUGAGGCCACUCGCAAGCGUCUUGCAGAGCUGGAGAUGUCGAACAGCGCACUAGAGGCCGAGAAUCUGCGGGCCGAGCUGCACAAAGCCGAAGCUACCGCCAGAGAAGAAGCCCUGCUGCGCUCGGAAGCCGAGGCUUCCUUGAAACAGCUUAUCAUCGACAAGGAGGAGCUUCUAAAACAUGCAGAAGACUCUUCUGGACGUCUCAAGGACUUCAAUAGUAACUUUGAUGGCUUGCGGGAGGCCGUUGCGGCUUCUGCUGCAAAGACUGCCAUUGUUGAGAAGCAGCUGCAUGAAGAGCGAGAACGCCGUGAAGGUCUGGAGCGUAAACUCCUCCAGCUUCGCUCCGAACAUGAAGAGCGAACCACCGAGUUGGACAACACUACUCGGCGCCUACGGGAUGCUGAGGAAUUGGCUGAGAUUCAUGCCAAGGAGGCCGAGACGCAUAAGCUGGCUUUCGUUUCUGGCCUCGAGCGUGCCUCAUCGGUUGACUUGGAGACCUCGAUCAAAUCUCGUGCUGACCAACGCGUUGCAGCUCUGGAGGCCCAGGUUGAACGAUCAACCACCCUGGCCAAGGCUAAUCAGGCUGCUGCCGAUGCUGCCGCCGAAAAGUUGCGUCGGGCCGAAGAGAGAAUCGCUGGACUGGAGGCCUAUCAGGAGCAGGCCAGCCGCGAGGGACUGCAGCUUCGGAGACAGCUUCAGACUGCUAUGAAGGAGAGUCAGGCGGCCACCGUGGAAAGCCGGGACUUGAAGUCUCAGCUUGAGACCCAUCAGCGGGAUGCGAAUGCUUUGAACAUUCAGCACGCUGCCCUGAAGGAUCUCCUCGGCGAACGUGGCGUGAGCGCUGAUAGUCGGCGGUCCCCUCGUCUUGAGUCACCAGGCUCUCGCUUCGGUACCCCGGAGCAGAGCCGGCUUCGCGAGCUUGAGCAGCAGCUAUCAACCAGCUUGAAGGCUCACGAUGACCUCAAGAACUCCUUUGAAGUCCGGGAGCAGGAAGCCGAUCGCGCGUUCCGGGAGAAGCUGGAACAGCUAGAGAAUGAUUACCAGUCAGCGGUACACUACGUGAAGGGUACUGAAAAGAUGCUGAAGCGCAUGAAGGAUGAGCUCGGCCGGUAUAAGACCCAAAACGCCAAAUUGCAGUCUGAACUUGAGACUUCUCAGAGAAGUCUAGAGAGUGGAGGCAACCAGUCGGAGGCGGCUGCUGCUGACUGGGAGAACGAGCGUGCUCGACUCCAAAAAUCCAUCUCUGAAUUGGAAUCUCAUACCUCUUCGUCCCUCGAGAGCCUAGAGGCCCAGAUCUCGGAAAUGAAGGAGCAGCUCGCCGCAGCCGAAGUUGAGAAAGAAAAGGCGCAGGCUGAGCAUGAGCGCUCCCAGCGAGAGCUCCUUGCAGCUGCUGACCGUAGCCGUGCCGAAUUGGAGCAGCUCAAGAAGGAGAACCUCCACCUUGAGACUCGUGCCACGGAUGCGGAACAGAAGGUCAACAUGCUCUUGGUGCAGGUUGAGACUUCCGUCGGCCACUACCGCCGUCAGUCUCAGCACGGCGGCCAGGGACCCAACGGCAUCUCUCGCUCUCACAGCAACGCGUCCAGCAACACCAUCAGUGGGCGACCCCGUGCCGACAGCAGUGUCUCCCAAGACUCGACCACCUUCCCAGACAACCGUGGUUCUAUGGCCUUGGACUCGCUUGCCAAUGAGUUGGAGGCCCUACGUACCCACUGGGAAAGCACCAACCGCAACUAUCGCUUGAGCAGCCAGCUGGAUCUGGAGCGGACUCCGACCAAGGAGAACAGCGAUGGCCCUGCUUUGAUGAGUGAUAGCUUGGCGGAGUGGCGGAGGCGACUAGAUGAGGAAGAACGGGCUGGAGGUAACAAGGGCAAGCCCGAGAUUGCUUCCAACGUGAUCUAA